This is a messenger RNA of Rhododendron vialii, 5348 nucleotides long. Its product is annotated as myosin-15. Bases 266 to 4816 code for a protein of 1516 amino acids. The record is from RefSeq and is a predicted model, not a curated record. The transcript has 38 exons. Gene Ontology annotation, molecular function: microfilament motor activity; ATP binding; actin filament binding. Gene Ontology annotation, biological process: actin filament organization; vesicle transport along actin filament. Gene Ontology annotation, cellular component: actin cytoskeleton; cytoplasm; myosin complex. Lineage: Eukaryota; Viridiplantae; Streptophyta; Magnoliopsida; Ericales; Ericaceae.
CGUGUUCCAUUUCCCUAUGUCCCAAUAAUAAAUUUGGUUAGGGCGGGAAGUCAGUCAGUCGAAUUCCCCCAUCAGAGGGAUGUUUAUAAGCCAGUCUGCCGGACGCAAGAAAUGCUUCUUUUUUUCCCCCCCUUGCUUUCUGCCUCUGUCCCUACUAUUACUGCUUCUAGGGCUUUCGCAAAUUCAAUGCACUAGAAGGUGUAGUUUUAAGAAGAAGCGUAGUUUGUUUGAAUUCAAUUCAAUUUCUAGGGUUUAGGGGAAGAAGAUGAGUCUCCGUAAGGGCUCCAAGGUUUGGGUGGAAGAUAGAGACUUGGCUUGGGUUGCUGCUGAAGUCGUCGAUUUUGUCGGGGACCAAGUUCAGGUCGCCACUUCUUCUGGGAACAAGGUUGUAACACUUCCUGUGAAGUUAUUUUCGAGGGACGAAGAUGCGGACCAUGGUGGAGUUGAUGACAUGACGAAAUUGACUUAUCUCAAUGAACCAGGAGUUCUUGACAACUUGGAGAGGAGAUACACUCUUAAUGAAAUAUAUACGUACACGGGAAGCAUCUUGAUUGCUGUUAACCCUUUCACAAGGCUUCCACAUCUUUAUAAUGCGCACAUGAUGGAGCAGUAUAAGGGAGCUCCUUUUGGUGAGCUAAGCCCACAUGUUUUUGCUGUGGCUGAUGCAUCUUACAGGGCAAUGAUGAAGGAGGCCAGAAGCCAGUCUAUUUUGGUUAGUGGAGAAAGUGGGGCUGGAAAGACUGAGACAACCAAAUUGAUUAUGCAGUAUCUUACUUUUGUUGGUGGCCGUGCUGCUGGUGACGACAGAACUGUUGAACAACAAGUCCUUGAAUCGAAUCCACUUUUGGAGGCAUUUGGCAAUGCAAGAACUGUUAGAAAUGACAAUUCAAGUCGUUUUGGCAAGUUUGUCGAGAUCCAGUUUGAUGCAAUUGGGAAAAUAUCGGGUGCGGCAAUUAGAACUUAUCUGCUUGAACGAUCCCGUGUAGUUCAGAUAACUGAUGGCGAGAGGAAUUAUCACUGCUUUUAUCAACUGUGUGCAUCUGGAGGGGAUGCAGAGAAGUACAAGUUAGGCCACCCCAGCCAUUUCCACUAUUUAAAUCAAAGUAAGACUUAUGAGUUGGAAGGAGUAAACAGUGCAGAGGAGUACAUGAAGACAAUAAGGGCAAUGGACAUUGUUGGCAUUAGCCAUGGCGAACAGGAAGCCAUAUUUCGCAUCUUGGCUGGCAUUCUACAUUUGGGGAACAUAGAUUUUUCUCCUGGCCAAGAGCAUGACUCAUCAGUUAUAAAGGACCAGAAAUCUAGCUUUCAUAUGGAGAUGGCUGCUAAUCUUUUUAUGUGUGAUGUAAAUCUAUUAUUGGCCACGCUGUGCACACGCUCAAUUCAAACUCGUGAAGGGAUUAUUAUCAAAGCCCUGGAUUGUAAUGAUGCUGUUGCAAGUCGGGAUGCUUUGGCAAAGACUGUUUAUGCUCGAGUAUUUGAUUGGCUUGUCAAUAAAAUCAAUAGUUCUGUCGGGCAAGAUAAGGAUUCUUUCAUACAAAUUGGAGUCCUUGACAUUUAUGGAUUUGAAUGCUUCAAGAUUAACAGUUUUGAGCAAUUUUGCAUUAACUUUGCGAAUGAAAAGCUUCAACAACAUUUCAAUGAGCAUGUAUUUAAGAUGGAGCAAGAGGAGUAUCGCAAAGAGGAAAUUAACUGGAGCUAUGUUGAAUUUAUAGACAAUCAAGAUGUCCUUGAUUUGAUUGAGAAGAAGCCAAUUGGAAUCAUUGCUCUUCUCGAUGAAGCUUGCAUGUUUCCCAAAUCAACCCAUGGAUCAUUUACAACCAAGCUGUUCCAGAAUUUUCGGGCUCACCCAAGGUUGGACAAGGCGAAAUUCUCUGAAACAGAUUUCACUAUGUCCCACUAUGCUGGCAAGGUCACGUAUCAGACAAAUACUUUUUUGGAAAAAAAUCGUGACUAUGUUGUUGUUGAACAUUGCAAUCUGCUUUCUUCUUCAGAAUGCCCCUUCAUUGCUGGUCUUUUUCCUUCAUUACCAGAUGAAUCUUCAAGAUCAUCAUACAAGUUUUCUUCAGUAGCCUCUAGAUUCAAGCAACAACUGCAAGCUCUGAUGGAGACCCUCAAUUCAACAGAGCCUCAUUAUAUUCGCUGUGUGAAGCCAAACUCUCUCAAUCAGCCUCAAAAGUUUGAGAAUGAAAGCAUCUUACAUCAGUUACGAUGUGGGGGUGUUUUAGAAGCUGUUCGCAUAAGUCUGGCUGGUUAUCCCACUCGGAAGACAUAUCAUGAGUUUGUGGAUCGUUUUGGACUGAUAGCUCUUGAUGUUAUAGAUGGAAGUUACAAUGAGAAAACAGCAACGGAGAAGAUACUUAAGAAAUUAAAGCUUGAGAAUUAUCAGCUGGGAAAGACCAAAGUUUUUCUUAGGGCUGGUCAGAUUGGAGUUUUGGAUUCACAACGAGCUGAGGUUUUGGAUAAUGCUGCAAAGUGUAUUCAGGAGCGACUGCGGACUUUUGUUGCACGCAGGGAUUUUUUGUCAACCAGGGUUGCUGCAGUUUCCCUACAAGCAUGCUGCAGAGGUUGUCUUGCUCAAAAAAGGUAUUCAGAAAAAAGGGAAACUUCAUCUGCUAUUUCAAUACAGAAAUAUGUCCGCAGAUGGCUGUUAGUGGGUGCCUAUACGGAGCUUCGCUUUUCUUCUGUACUCAUACAAUCCAACAUCCGUGGUUUCUUUACUCGGAAAAUGUUUUUGCACAGAAAUGAACAUAAAGCUGCCACAUUAAUUCAGUCCCAUUGGAGAAUGUGCAAGGUCCGUUCUGCUUUCCGACGUUGCCAAACUAAUAUCAUAGCAAUACAAUGUUUUUGGAGGCAAAAAUUGGCAGAAAGAGAGCUUCGGAGGCUUAAGCAGGAGGCUAAUGAGACAGGUGCCUUGCGUUUGGCAAAGACUAAGCUUGAGAAGCAGUUAGAAGAUCUGACAUGGCGGUUUCAGCUGGAAAAAAAAUUACGGCUGUCUAAUGAAGAGGCUAAAUCAAUUGAAAUGUCAAAACUUCAGAAGACGGUGGAGUCUUUGAGGCUUGGUUUAGAUGCAGCUAAAAUGGCCACAGUCAAUGAGUGCAACAAGAAUGCAGUCCUGCAAAAACAAUUGGAGCUGUCGAUGAAGGAGAAAUCUGCUAUGGAAGGAGAGAUGGUUGUUGUGGCCGAACUAAGAAAUGAAAAUUCUUCUUUGAAGAAUUUCAUUAAUGCUAUGGAGAAGAAAAAUUCAAUUCUUGAGCAGGAGCUUGUGAAGGCUAAAGAAUAUACUAAUGAUACAAUGAAAAAGUUGUGGGAAGUUGAAAAAACAUGUUCGCAGCUGCAGCAGAAGUUACAAAGUUUUGAGGAGAAGCUUUGCAGUUUAGAGGAUGAGAAUCAUGUGCUGCGGCAAAAAACAUUGUUUGCUUCUCCAAAGAGCAACCGUCCUGGUGUUGUGAAGCCGUUUUUAGAGAAGUACACUGGUGUACUUGCCCUUCCCUGUGCUGAUAGGAAGUCUGUAUAUGAAACACCCACACCCACAAAACUUAUAACACCUCUUUCACAAGGUUUAUCUGACUCUCGCAGGACAAAGUUAACCACUGAAAAGCACCAGGAGAACGAUGAAUUUCUCUCAAGCUGUAUCAAAGAGGAUUUGGGGUUUAAAGAUGGUAAACCAGUGGCGGCUUGUGUCAUAUACAAAUGCCUUGUUCAGUGGCAUGCCUUCGACUCAGAGAGGACUUCUAUUUUUGACUACAUUAUUGAGGGCAUUAAUGAGGUCUUGAAGGUGGGAGAUGAGAAUGUUACCUUGCCAUACUGGUUGUCUAAUACCUCUGCACUUCUGUGCUUCCUGCAAAAGAAUUCACGCUCGAAUGGGCUUUUGACUGCUACUUCUCAACGUUCUGCAGGUUCUUCUGGGAUGAAUGGACGAAUUUCCCAAGGCCUAAAAUCUUCGUUCAAGUACAUUGGAUUUGAGGAUGGUGUUUCACAUGUGGAAGCAAGAUAUCCAGCCAUACUUUUUAAACAGCAAUUAACUGCUUGUGUGGAGAAGAUUUUUGGUUUGAUACGAGAUAAUUUGAAGAAAGAAAUAUCACCGCUGUUGGGUUUAUGCAUUCAGGCACCAAAGUUUCAACGAGUCCACGGUGGGAAGUCAUCUAGAUCACCUGGUAGUGUUCCUCAGCAGUCACCAUGCAGUCAGUGGGAUAGCAUCAUCAGAUUUUUGGAUUCUCUUAUGAGUCGGCUGCGUGAGAAUCAUGUACCUUCAUUUUUUGUCCGUAAGAUUGCUACCCAGGUUUUCUCUUUCAUCAACAUAUCCCUUUUCAACAGUCUACUGCUGCGACGAGAAUGUUGCACAUUUUCCAAUGGAGAAUAUGUGAAAUCGGGUUUGGUGGAACUAGAAAAAUGGAUUGUUGGUGCGACAGAGGAGUUUGCAGGAACCUCAUGGCACGAGCUAAAUUAUAUUAGACAAGCUGUUGGCUUUCUGGUGAUACAUCAGAAAAGGAAAAAAUCCCUGGACGAAAUAAGGCAAGAUCUAUGUCCAGCAUUGACUGUCAGGCAAAUAUAUCGGAUAAGUACUAUGUACUGGGAUGACAAGUAUGGAACUCAGAGCGUAUCAAACGAGGUAGUUGCUCAGAUGAGGGAGAUUUUGAAUAAGGACUCCCAGAAUCUAACCUCGAAUUCUUUUUUGCUGGACGACGAUUUGAGCAUUCCAUUCUCUACUGAGGAUAUAUAUAUGGCGCUUCCAGCAAUAGAUCCUUCACUUGUUGAGCUUCCAAUGAUCUUGUCUGGUUAUGCUUCUGCACAGUUUCUGGUCCAGCCUACAAAGUAAAUUUGCCAGCCAUUGACUCUAAGGUCAUUGUUUCUUUCAGCAAAGCCUAUGUUUAGGUGAAAGAAACACAGUUACUACAUGAGACAAAUGCAGGUCUGUGAUGUUCUGAUAUUUUGAAACCAUGCCCAUCACAGUGGUAGAUUUGACUUCGUGAACUGCUGGAAUGAAAUCAAAAUGUCCCCUUUGCAGACUCCCCCUAAGAAGUUGGAUGAGGAUCAACUUGGUUUUCCAGUGAAUUACACGUGCUAGGAAGUAGUGAUUGUAGAGGAAGAUGUAUCAAUUUAGUUGAAAGGCUCCUUUACCAUAUGAAGCUUAAGCUCUGUACAGCAAGAUAUUUACCAUAUGAAGCUUAAGCUCUGUACAGCAAGAACAUAUCUGAAAUGCAUUCAUGUUGUAUUCUACUUUUGGUUAGGCUUUCCUUGUGCUUCUGGUUAAGCCUGUGUCCCCUUUAUUUUGCUGGAAUAUUACAUUUCCAUGUAUCAUACGUUGGACAAUUAUCAAUAUAACAAGGGAGGGAUUUUUUCCAAUAUAA